Molecule: messenger RNA, 1434 nt
Organism: Gossypium raimondii (Peruvian cotton)
Lineage: Eukaryota; Viridiplantae; Streptophyta; Magnoliopsida; Malvales; Malvaceae
Product: disease resistance protein At4g27190-like
Exons: 4
Coding region: 1-1434 (477 amino acids)
Source: RefSeq, a predicted model, not a curated record
AUGGCCAAAGCUUUAAAAGGUGAGACUUUAAAUGGGUGGAGAGAUGCAAAUCAGAGAUUCAAGGACUCAACACAUUUGUAUGAUGAAGAAGUCCUCGGGGGUGUCCUCGAGCCUCUUAAGCUUAGCUACGAUUACUUGAAGAAAGAUACGAUUAGAAUCCAUGAUGUGAUUCGAGAUUUUGCUCAUUGGCUAACAUCAACGGGAGAAAAUAGGUUCAUGGUAAAAGAUACGUUGGAAGAAUGGCCUCAUAUGGAUGAAAGUUAUACUGCAAUCGCUUUAUGUAAUUGUAGUAGUAUCAUAAAAAAAUUUCCUGAUAAAGUGGAAUUUUCAAAGCUCAAAACUUUGUUUUUAGAGGGUGAGAGGAAGAGGAACCCAGAUUAUUUCCUAGUGGUUUUCGGUACAUUUUUUGAAGAAAUGAAAGCCCUCCAAGUUUUACUUCUCCAACAUGUCAGCCUCUCACUGAAAGGAUUCCCUUCCUUACCAAAUCUUAAAACUUUGUGGUGUUUUAAUUGCAUGCUGAAAAACUUCUCAUCAUCACUGACAAAUAUGAGAAGCCUUGAGAUUCUUGCAUUGAUUGGCACUAAGAUUGAUGGGAUAAAUGAAGAAUUACUAAAAUUGUCUACACUGAAAUAUUUACGUCUUUCUGGUGUAGUUGACAAAUAUUUACGUCCCCUGCUCCCCCAACCAAACUUGGUAUCAAGGUUGACUUCACUACAAGAGUUACAUGUCAUACCCAAAAAUAAUCUCAACUUAUUGGAGUUUAAGUCACUGUCUCGUUUAACUGCACUAUCACUGAGACUUUCUACUAAUCAAAUUCCUCGAGAAGAUUUUGUGCUCCCUAAACUACAAAGAUUUCUCAUAUUCAUUAAGUGCAUUUGCAAUGUGGAAGAGUUGAAUUUGAGGAAUGUUGGUGGACAAAAGAAUAUUGUGCCAAGCAUAGAUGAAAUGGGAGUAAAUGAGUUGACUUCUCUGCAGCUCAAAUCUUGCAAUGAUAUGGAAUUCUUGAUUGAUACAAAAAAGGAUCAAGGGUCAACUGUUGCAUUCUCUAAUUUGGUGGAAUUAAUUAUCGAAAGCAUGGCUUCUUUGAAAGGGUUGUGCUAUGGUGUUUCUCCGACUAGGUUCUUGCAAAACCUUAAGCAAUUGAUCAUUAAAGAUUGUGAGGAGUUAGAAGUGAUAUUUCAAAUAGAUAAACUUUCUGAAAAAAUGAAACGUCAGACACCAUUGCUCUCAAAUUUAACAAUAUUGAGGCUACAUUCAUUGCCGAAAUUGAAGAGGAUAUGGGAAGUAAAGCCAUCCCAUCGUGCAAUUGCAAGCCUCCAAAGUCUAAAGGUUGUGAGCAUUGAAUCUUGUGAUAAUCUGAAAACAAUCUUCUCACCUUGCCUAGCUUUAAGUAUGUUGCAUCUACAAGAACUUGAUAUAAGGUACAUCGAUUGA